AUGACUAACGAUAGUAAUAAACUUCUUGCAGAUGAUGAGCAUACUAAACGUACUGAAGAUAGCGACAAUACGGAGUCAUCCAAACGAACGGAUUUUAUAAUAUUUCUACCAUUGAUAAAAGAUGUUGCAAGAUAUGCGGAUAAUGUUGGAAAACAUUGUGAAAAUGCUGAAUAUAAUAUAAGAGUUUGCAAUGUAUUACUUAAACGUGUCAAUAACGCGGCGGACGAAGUGAAAACUUUACGUCAACUAAAAAAUCAUCACAGUUGGUUUUUCGAAAACAGUAACAAUUAUCCAAUUUUUCAAAGAUUCGUUCGAGUGAUUGGAAAAAUUCAAUCUUUUAUCAUUGAUAUUUCGCAAUUGCAAGGAAUCAGUAAAUAUUUUCAUGAACACCGAGGCCCGGAAUUUUCAAUGGAUAAAAAAUUCCAUAGUCUUAUUAGAGAAUUUGAAAAGUCUACAGAAGCACUUACUCAUGCGUCAAAAGGUCAUCUCUAUUUUGGAAGGCCGAAAACAGAUCAAAAUAUCGAAGAUGAAGAAGCUAUAAGUCUGGAUAUUCGUGAUAUGGAAAAUUAUAUUAGAAUUAUCGCUGGUGGUAUCGCAGAUGGACAAAAGAUUUUAGAGGGAGUAGGAACUGUUGCUACUCUGACUAAGACUCUUAAGAAAAAAGAAAAUAUCGUUCUUUUUGAGGAAGUGCUCAACGACACAAUUCUUAAUUUCCAGCAUUUCCAUUAUACCGAAGUAACGUACAGCAAAAUGCGCAAAUAUAUAAGAUACGAUAAUGUCGAAGUCGCAUUCAAAGAAGUCGAAGUUGAUACAUGUAAAGAUUAUCUUAAAAAAGAUGUCACAAUCCUUAAAAAAUUAAAAGGGGCAGAGAAUUUAAUUUUGUUUCACGGAAUUAUAAUUGAUAAGUUUGCUACUUUUCUGGUAACCGAAUGGGUCACCGAAUCAUGUUUGAAGGAUUUCUAUCAACAUCAUAGAAUGGAUUGGAGUCUACAAAUGCAAUUCGCUUUAGAUAUCGCUAGAGGCUUAACUUAUUUAAGAAGUGCCGAUAUUUUACAUCACGAUAUUCACAGUGAAAGUAUUUUUAUUACAAAUGGCAGUCCGCAGUAUACUGCAAAAAUCGGCAAUUUCGGUAUAAGUUAUGAUUAUAGGCCAAACUCACCUCACGCAUCUAACUGUAUUCGAUACAUGGCACCAGAGAAACUUAAGGAUUCUAGUUAUCCAUAUGAUUUUAAGUGUGAAAUUUAUAGUUUUGGAAUACUUCUUUGGGAAAUAGCUGAACAAAGGAUCCCAUUUCAAAAUAUUAAGAAAGAUGUUGUAGGAAUUCGGCAGAAAGCACUUGAUGGUAAACGAGAGCCAUUUUCCUCGCCAUCGCAAGUUCCAAUUGAAUGGAUAGAGAUUGUUAAUAAAGUUACAAGCUUUGACCCUACGGAUCGUCCAACUCUUGCAGAUGUAUUUACAAACCUAGUUGAACUUAGUAAGAAAUAUCCUCCGACUGCUCAACCCAAAAUAUUUUCAACUAUUCAUCGCCCAACACCAAAUCCAAGACCCUUAUUAACUAUUCAAGAUGCCAUCAAUAAUCAUAUAUCCAAGGGUGGUGAUCGUAAAACAGCAUAUCAAAUAUUUUGCUACUAUGCAGAUUUGGGCGAUUUCACUGCAAAAUAUUGGGUCGGAUAUUACUUGUAUUAUAAUUGUUUAAAUGAUCAAGGAACUGCCGAGCAACGCGAAAGGGCAAUAGUACGAGCUGCAAAACUUUUUAAAGAAGCAGCUGACAUAGAAUUGCCUGAAGCUCAACUUCGUUAUGGUCACUGUCUAUUGAAUGGCGAAGGUGUCGAAAAAAAUGUAUCAUUGGCCGUGGAAUAUAUUCAGAAAGCUGCAGAUAAUGGAAUCCUAACUGCUAUGUAUAACAUCGGAUGCAUAUAUUACAAUGGAAAUGGAGUGGUGCAAGAUAAAGAAAAAGGUGCAUAUUAUCUCAGAAUGGCAACAAUAAAGGGAGAAUCUAAAGCUUUCGAAAUGUGCAAAGAGCAUAGUAUUAAUAUGUUGUAA
Ambispora gerdemannii is the source of this 2043-nucleotide messenger RNA. The record is from the annotation of a GenBank genome assembly. Lineage: Eukaryota; Fungi; Glomeromycota; Glomeromycetes; Archaeosporales; Ambisporaceae.